Molecule: messenger RNA, 1451 nt
Organism: Coprinopsis cinerea okayama7#130
Lineage: Eukaryota; Fungi; Basidiomycota; Agaricomycetes; Agaricales; Psathyrellaceae
Product: glucan 1,3 beta-glucosidase
Exons: 12
Coding region: 1-1170 (389 amino acids)
Biological process (GO): carbohydrate metabolic process
Molecular function (GO): hydrolase activity, hydrolyzing O-glycosyl compounds
Source: RefSeq, a predicted model, not a curated record
AUGAGCGCUGCACUCGAAGCCUCCAAAGCCCGCAGCAGGCGUUCAAAAUGGCUGGUCAUCGGCAGCAUCCUUGGCCUUCUCAUCCUCGCUGGCAUUGGUACAGCUGUCGGCGUCAUCGUCACCCGCAACAACAGCAAGGACGCCAGCACCUCUUCCGGUAAGGGUGGUAGUGGCAGCAGCGGCAGCGACGGCCCCGGCAAACCCAGCGGCAACGACCCUAGCGUGUUCGAGCUUGAUCCCAACCUCCGCAAAUCGUUCUAUGGAAUGGCCUAUACCCCUCACAAUGCACUCAUCGAUCUCGGCUGCGCAAACACCCUAGAGGGCACCAUUCGCGACAUCCAGCUCCUCUCCCAACUUACCACCCGCAUCCGUCUGUAUGGAGCCGACUGCAACCAGACAGCCCAAGUGCUCGAAGCCAUCAAGCAAACCAAGGUUGAUAUGGAGGUUUUCGUCGGAAUUUACACCGUUCCCGACGACGACGAGGCUUUCUUGAGGCAGAGCGCUGCUAUCAGAGAGGCCAUCGAAACCUACGGUACUGAUAACAUCGGCGGUGUCACUGUUGGAAACGAGUUCAUGCUAAACUGGGUCACUGGCCGUGGCUCCAACGAUCCCAACUCGGCCAUUGGACAGCAAGGCGCCGAAAUUCUCAUCAGGGACAUUCAAGCCACCCGGGACAUGCUUGCUGAGAUGAACCUCGACAAGGAUAUUCCUGUUGGUAACUCUGACGCUGGAAGCUUCUUCAAUGACGAUGUUUUGGCUGCUAUUGACUAUGGUCUCUCCAAUGUUCACGCUUGGUUCGCUAACACGACUGCCGAGGCCGCUGCUGAUUGGGUCUUUGACUUCUUUGAAGAGUCCAACGUCCGACCUGCCGCCCUACUACCCAACAACCCUCGGAUGUACAUCGCUGAAACUGGUUGGCCCACUGGUGCAAAGGACGUCGGGGCAGAGAGCAAUGGAUUUGCUCGCGCCGACACCCCUAGUUUACAAGUCUUUUUGGAUACCUUUGUCUGCCAAGCUAACGCGGCCGGCAUUGGCUACUUCUAUUUCGAGAUGUUUGAUGAGAAAUGGAAAGAUGACCUCUAUGGAGGUGUAGAAGGUUACUGGGGUCUCUUUAACGGAGACCGAACAUUGAAAGAUGUCGUUAUCCCCGAUUGCCCUCCACCCGAGUAAAAUACCCGCUCCAUUUAUGAGCAUUUCAUCUCUCUCACUCGUCACGAACUUUUAUGACUGGCUGCAUGGACCUUACUAUUUCUUUUCUCUUGUUUGACGGAUACUUUCGCUUUCUUUAUUAGCACUCUUUCGGAAUGUCCUCACUAACUGGCCCUUUCGGCACACACCAUCGUCGCUCCUUAUUUACUCACUUAUCUACCCUAAAUCUCGAGGCAUUUAAUGUAGCUCUUUAAGCUCGGGAUGGCAGAGAAUGGACUGCAAUUGAAUACAGGAUUUUGGAC